This is a messenger RNA of Rhododendron vialii, 1848 nucleotides long. RefSeq names its product UDP-glycosyltransferase 75C1-like. The coding region runs from base 204 to 1610 and encodes 468 amino acids. The transcript has a single exon. The record is from RefSeq and is a predicted model, not a curated record. Lineage: Eukaryota; Viridiplantae; Streptophyta; Magnoliopsida; Ericales; Ericaceae. Gene Ontology annotation, molecular function: UDP-glycosyltransferase activity.
CCUCAAACGUCACAUUGUCAAAAUCCUAGUUUAAGAAAACGUUUUUUUUUUCCCAGCUACCAUUACAUGUGACAGAUUCCAAAUACCUACUAUAGCCUGCAAAUUCCACAAGCACAAAUAAUGCUCAUCAUCAUUUCUUGCAAAGAAGACUAGAAAACCUCACCCCCUUUCCACCCCACUCCGCCCCACGGGCUGCCGUAGAUAUGGUGCACCACCAUUUCCUCCUCCUGACUUUUCCCGCGCAAGGCCAUAUUAAUCCAUGUCUUCAACUCGGCAAGCGUCUCAUUCGAAUAGGGGUGCAUGUGACAUUUGUUACUACCGUGUCGGCUCAACGUUUGAUUUCUAGAAACACUGGGACCCUUGAUGGGUUGAAGUUUGCUGAUGCCUUUUCCGAUGGCUAUGAUGAUCAGGGGUUUGAAUUUGGAGACGAUAUGAGUCACUUCUUUUCCGAAAUUCGAAGUAACGGCUCUCAAAGGCUUAGAGAGAUCAUCGCAACAAGUAGUGAUGAAGGUCGUCCGGUCACGUGCUUGGUCUACAAUCUCCUCUUCCCUUGGGCUGCAAGGGUGGCGCGUGAUUGUCACAUCCCAUCAACGCUUCUUUGGAUUCAACCAGCAGCGGUUUUGGAUAUUUACUACUAUUAUUUCAAUGGUUAUGAUGAGAACGUCAUGUUGAAGAACCAUAAUGACCCCUCAUGGUCCAUUAAAUUACCGGGAUUGCCACUGCUCAACGGUCGUGAUCUUCCCUUUGCUAUGUUUCCUUCAACCUCUAAAUUCAAUUCGAUAGUGUGUUUAUUGAAAGAGCUGGUGCAAACACUUGAUGAUGCCGAAAGUAACCCUAAAAUCCUUGUAAACACUUUUGAUGCAAUAGAGCCUGAGGCCUUGACAGUCAUCGAAAAGUAUGAUUUGACUGCUAUCGGACCUUUAAUUCCAUCUGCUUUCUUGGAUGGAAGAGAUCCAUUCGAUACUUCAUUUGGAGGUGACCUAUUUCAAAAAACAAAGGAUUACACCCAGUGGCUAAGCUCAAAACCUGAGUCAUCGGUUAUUUACAUAUCGUUUGGAAGCAUAUUGAAUUUCCCAAAGUCACAAAUGGAAGAGAUAGCACGCGGUUUGUUAGAAACCCGUCGGCCAUUUUUGUGGGUUGUGAGAGAAAAAGAAAACAAAGACGAAGAAAAAGAAGAAGAAGAUUGGCUACGUUGCAUGGAAGAGCUAGAACAACAAGGGAAUAUAGUGCCUUGGUGUUCUCAACUAGAUGUUCUUUCACACCCUUCAUUGGGAUGUUUCGUCACGCAUUGUGGGUGGAAUUCUACUUUGGAGAGCUUGGCAUCCGGGGUUCCAGUGGUGGCGUUUCCUCAUUGGUCCGACCAAGGGACGAAUGCAACAAUGAUGGUCGAUGUGUGGAAGAUUGGUGUGAGAGUCGGGAAAAAUGAAGUAGGAAUAGUUGAGAGUGAUGAGGUUAAGAGGUGUAUCGAGAAGGUCAUGGGUGCUGAGGAGGGAGGGGAAGAAUUGAGAAGAAAUGCUAAGAAAUGGAAGGAUUUGGCUAGGGAAGCUGUGAAGGAAGGUGGAUCUUCGGAUAAGAAUCUCAAGGCUUUUGUGGAAGAGGUUGAAGGAUAAUGGUAAAGGGUAACUUUGUCUCUCUAUUUUUCUUUUUUGGCAUUUGGUGUUCAUUUUGUUAUCAUUUCUUGUAAUUGGGUUAAGAAUCUCUCUGGAUGCAUCUUCGUUCACCAGAUGCAUUUGGUGCUCUGGAGUUAAUUUUAGUAGAGGGUUUUCAUUUAUUUCCCUUAAUUUCUUGUAAUUGGGUUAAUUUUAGUAUCUGGUGCAUCUGUCAUUUAUUUUGUCGUAAUAUAUAUUU